Molecule: messenger RNA, 3004 nt
Organism: Lacerta agilis (Sand lizard)
Lineage: Eukaryota; Metazoa; Chordata; Lepidosauria; Squamata; Lacertidae
Product: potassium voltage-gated channel subfamily C member 1-like
Exons: 3
Coding region: 332-1606 (424 amino acids)
Biological process (GO): potassium ion transmembrane transport; protein homooligomerization
Cellular component (GO): neuronal cell body membrane; dendrite membrane; axon
Molecular function (GO): protein binding; delayed rectifier potassium channel activity
Source: RefSeq, a predicted model, not a curated record
ACAGUGGGUGGCAGUGCAAAGGGGACAGAAUAUGCUGUCCAAAGCCCAUCUGCUUUGUUGCAAUGCUCACCAUUGUGAAAUAUUCCCUAAAAUAUGUGAGUUUACUGUUGGGAGAACUAGCCAGAGAGGGAAGGAUGGAGGGAGGGUUUCUGUUUUAUAGGCUAGCUUUGUUUUCUGGCAUCUAUGAGCCACAAAGCUUGGAUAUAAGCCACAGAACAUCCUGUUUUCCCCUCUCUUGCCUGUCCUCUUGCUGGCUGGUCUUUCUAAGGGUCCAGAAAAAACACUGCCCAGCUAAAGGUGGAUACAUUGGCUAUUACAAGGAGCCAGGAUUAUGAAAUCUACUAGAGAAAAGAUCACCCUGAACUUCAGGGGAAUCCGAUACAAGACUUAUGCUAGCACCCUCCAAGCCUUCCCUGGGACCAAACUGAGCCGCCUCACAGGGCCCCAGGAGGCAUCCACCGAGUUUGACUAUGACCCCAACACUGGAGAGUUCUUCUUCGACAGAGAUACCCGUGUUUUUGAAGAGGUGCUGAACUACUGCAGGACCAAGCACCUCCACUGCCCUCAAUACAUCUGCAAGUCUGUCUUUGAGGAGGAGUUGGCUUUUUGGGAGAUCAGCGGGGCGGCCCUGGCUCCCUGUUGCUGGCAGAGGCUGAGUGAUGUGGAGAGCCAGCAGGAAGACCUCGCCCUCUGGGAUGACAGCAAAGAUGCAGAUGACCAGGGUCUCCUGGCCCAGGUGGGAAGGGGAAAUAAUAGUUGCAGGGCCCGGUGGCAGCCCAAAAUUUGGACCCUCUUCGAAAAACCGUUUUCCAGCUUUAGUGCAAAGAUUCUGGCUGCUAUCUCGCUGGUCUUCAACAUUGGGAUUUGCAUCCUUUUCAUAAAGAAGGCUGAUGUAGAAAUUGAGUUCUUUGUAUUUGGAGAUGCCUAUCACUACAACAGCACUGCCACCUACCUCUCUGAGAUUCACAAACAGUUCCCUUACCUCCUCCCUCUGGAGUUUUUCUGCGUACUCUGGUUCUUGUUUGAGUUUUCCGUGCGGCUUAUGUUUUGCCCGAAUAAGAAGAAGUUCCUGACUAGCCCCCUGAACAUAGCUGACUUCCUCUCCCUCUUUCCAAUUUUCAUCGAGCUUUGCUCACAUGGACAAGCCUGGCUGGGUUUUGUCCGUGCACUGUACAUCCUCAAGCUCUUGAAGAUCCUUAAGCUCAUAGAAAUCCCUCUAAUGUUCCAGGUCCUUUCAUACACGUCCAGGUCUGUCUUCAGAGAGAUCUUCAUCUUCAUGAUCAUCUUUACAUUUGAAAGUCUGUUCUUCGGCAUCCUCAUGUUCUACACAGAGGUAUUUUACCCGGUACCUGAAUCGUAUUUUGAGAGCAUUUCAUCCUGCAUUUGGUGGGCAGUCAUCACUUUGACCACUGUCGGUUAUGGAGACAUGUACCCUAUCACCGAAUUUUCCCAAGUGAUAGCAGCCUGUGCAGCACUCUGUGGCGUGCUGACCAUAGUCAUCCCAAUCCCUAUCUUUCUGAUCAAGUUCAAGGGCUAUUAUGAUGCUGCUGUGAUCAAGGAGAGGAGGAAGAGGAAGAUGGAACAAGCAGCAAUGCUGUCAUCCUAAGGACUCCAGAGCACCAUGCUGCCAGUUAUUUGUGGGAAGAGAAAACAGGCUUCUAGAUAGCUCCUUGCUACACCGCAGAUGCUUCAGCUGAUUUCAUGCAAUUUAUAGGUUCCCACCUGAGCAUCAUAUGCCUCUGUGCUGCCAACUGAAUUAAGUCACACUCUACCUGUGCUCCCACAUUUCCAAAGAGAGAGGGGGGCUACCAAUCCCACUAGCCAUGGUGACUAUGCUCUGCAUCCAUGGUUGAAGGCAACAAUACUUCUGAGUAUCAGCUGCAGGAAACUACAGGAAGGGAGAGAGUCCUUGUGCUCAUGUCCUGCUUGCUGGUGUCCCAGAGGCAUCUGAUUGGCCACUGUGAGAACAGGAUGCUGGACUAGAAGGGUGGAUUGGCCAGAUCCAGCAGGCUCUGCUUAUGGUCUUAUGUUCUUUUAAAAGAGGUCUUCCUCCUCGUGCUUCUUGCCUUCAAGCCAUUGCCUGGAACAUACCUUUGGACUGUGAUCAUGGCUCAUGCUUGCCCACAAUGAGCAUGGAUAGAUGCAAGUUGAUGUCUGUUGGCAUUCUGGGCUCUAUUGUUCUUAUGAAGUGCAAAGAGAUUAAUGCUGCCACAACCAACCAAAGGGGAAAUGGGUUAGAGUCACCAACAAUGUUCUAUCUUUAUGUAUUUUUAGAUGGCAUAAGCCACUAUUAUUUUCCAGAAAAAAACCUACAGCAGCUAACAUUGCAACCUAAACACAACUGUAAUAAUAAUAUAAGGGGAAAAUGAUGCAGGGAUUUGACAGCAUAUAAAAGCAACAAUAGCAAUACUACUGCUGCUACUCCUCACAAUGUAAUCUUUUAUGUGGCUACUUAGAUGUUCAUCUCAUUGAAUCAGGGAAGCUUCCUCCCAAUGUUUAUAGGAUUGGACCCUGAGACUCAUGAAAUAAAAGUCAAUACAUUCAUAUGUCAGGAAUGUAUGUCAGCAAACUAUAUUACAUACUGGAAACCCAAAUGCUGUUCUUGGCAGAACACAGAGAAGAGAGAGCAAAACCCACCAUUUCAUACUUAGUGGCCCUCACAACUCGCUCAGUCUCUGAGAAUAAAGCCUCCACCAUCAAACUGGAAAUGAGAAAGGAGCAAAUGUAAGACCUACUUCUGGAAAGGACUGGAUCCCACUUCAGUUUGGGGGUCAACUGAUGUUAAAGGGGUGGCCCUCCCUCACCCAACCCCAAAAGGCACAACUCAUAAAAAGGACUUGCAUUAGAUUCUUAGCAUUUCUUCUGUUCAUAGAAAAUAGUAGAAGUAUUUGGAAAGCUAAAUUCCAUUUCAUUUUAAAAUUUCAUAUUAAUCAAAAGAUAUUACAUGCAUACAUGCACAUUCAUACAUACAUGAUACAUGAUCAAAAGAUAUUACAUACUUCCA